This is a messenger RNA of Malurus melanocephalus (red-backed fairy wren), 5620 nucleotides long. RefSeq names its product WD repeat domain 64 (gene WDR64). The coding region runs from base 1 to 3180 and encodes 1059 amino acids. The record is from RefSeq and is a predicted model, not a curated record. The transcript has 28 exons. Lineage: Eukaryota; Metazoa; Chordata; Aves; Passeriformes; Maluridae. Gene Ontology annotation, molecular function: protein binding.
AUGUCUGGAAAGAAGCAUCGUGAUAAGGAGAGUUGCUCUUCUCUUGAAUUGAUUGAUUUCAAGAAUGCUUUGGAGCAGUUCCAUAAUCUAGUUGAAAAAAUGGUCAUCCAGAAGACCAAGGAGAGUUCAGGCUUGUAUACUAAAGAUGAUGAUGAGAUAGACUAUGAUAAAUUCUAUGCAACCACAAGAACACUUUUUGGUCCAGCAGUCAAGGAUCAUAAUAUUCAGGCCUUUUUCAGGAAGGCUAUGAGCAACCUUGAUGAAAGGCCAGAAUGGCUUGAGAUUUUUGGCUGUUUCAUAGGAGAAAGUGAUGGCAUGCCUUCCCCUUCGAAAGAAAGCAUGGUCUUUCUUGUAUCUGAAAAACAGCAGAUUACUCAUUCAGUUGUCAAGAGAAAAGAUGUGAUUAAAGGAAUGGUGAGGGUGCCCCUUCAGAACUUCAUAGUAACAGCCUCUCAGAAAGGAGUGCUAAMUGUUUUUAGUGAACAGAUGAAGGUUCUGGCAACUCUCAAUGUUGAAGAUACUGCUUGGAUCACUGGAUGUGAUUUCCUACCUAAUCUGAAAUAUGUUGUGGCUGUAACUGAAAACACAAUCAUUCUCUGGGACUACAGACCAAAAGAAACCAAGUAUGAAGGCUUUGUCAUCAAACCAAUGAAAAACUGUCUGCUCUGUGUUUGUACGGUGACUAUGGCAGAUAACUUGCCUAGAGAUACUAUCUUAAUGGGAGAUGAUAAGGGUUACAUUUACCUGCUUACUAUGACUAGUGAUGACUUCAUAAUGAAGCAAUCUAGAGCCGACAAAGAAUCACAAUUUAGGUUCUUCGACUCCGAAUCCUUUACCAUGCUUAAACGCAAGCUACAUGAUGACUGGGUUGGGAAAGUCAGGUAUAUUUCUGCCCUAAAGCGUUUUGCAUCCUGCUCCACAGACAGUACUAAAUCAUUUGUUUUGGAUGACAUAAAGCGAUUAGAGGACAACUUACCUGUAAAGGAAUUUUCUGUCCCUAAAGGAGUAAAUGCCUUCACAUAUUGUGGAAAGACAAAAGUCAUUGUCACUGGAGGUAAUGACAGAAUCCUUCGUUUGUGGAAUCCUGCUGUUAAUUUUUGUCCUACAGGGAAGCUCUUAGGACACAAACACAGUGUUGUGGAAAUUGUGACAAAUGAGAAAGAUCAACAUGUCAUCAGCCUUUCCUGUGCAAAGGUGUAUAGAGUGUGGGAUAUACAGACCCUUUCACCAUUGCAGGUCUUCCAYGAAGGUCAAGGGAGUCGWGAAGAGAUGGAUACCUUUCCCAUGGUAUUUGACAAUGAUAAUGGCAUGCUUUUCAUGGGUUCAGAUGUCAUUGAUAUUUAUCCCCUAGCUAAUGUGAUGCAAGAUUCAAAAGAGUUGCCUCAGACACAUGAGAAAAGCCUUAAUGUUCUGAUUUACAAUAAGGCUCUUCAGCAGAUUCUCAGCAUUUGCACUGAGUCAAUACUGAAGGUCUGGGAUAUAGAAACAGGAUCACAAAUAUAUCAACUAGAAGAUGCACAUGGGCUGAAUACUGAGGUGACCUGUGCAGCCAUUGAAAUAAAUGGGGUUUAUCUUGCUACUGGGGCUUGUGAUGGAACAGUGAAAAUUUGGGAAUUUGAAAGUGGAGAAGAAGUUAAAGCCUUGCCUUUAGUGCAAGACAGUGAAGAUGAGCAUCGUCUGCUGAAGAUAAUGUAUCUGAAGGCUGAUGAGGGUCAACAUGCAGUUUGUGUUUUGGAGCAGAGAGGAAAGAUGAAAAUCAUUCAGGGUGACUCAGAUCAAACAGAUCUAUAUGUCACUUGGGUGCUUCCUGAGGAAGUGCCAUUUCCACGAAGGAAUCCAGUUGUGUAUCUGUCACUAAAGCCUGGCACCUUAAAAAUACAAGAUUUUUUUCCGGAGAUUCGGCUUCUGUGUAACACCACUGCUUUGAGAAAUGAUGAAGAGACUUUUAUAUCGUCUGUGGAUAUUAAGUGUUUCGAUAUUUUAAAAGUAGAAGGAUGCAGAUUGAUAGCUACAGGAAGUGCAAACGGUGAAAUAAAUUUGUGGGAUUUUGAAUCUGCCUCUGUGAAUUGUCUGCGUAAAACUAAUGAAGACAGCCAGGGCUCUGGAGUCAAUGCCAUAUUAUUCCUUGUACAUCGUGUUUUCUCUUCCAGGAAAAGACGUUGCCUUUCCCCUAUUACUACUUUGAGGAGUGAUGCCACUGCCACUCCAGAGCACAAGAGAAAUUCUUUGGACCUACAUGAGGAAAAUGUGAAAAGUGAUGAAAUUAAUACUGAAACAGCAACAGCAGAAGAAGCAGCUAACAGUAAGAACACCCAAAAUGUGGAGAUGGAUGAACAGUUGUUGAAGGCUAAAGCGGGAAAAUCACCAUUAUUGGCUUCUGCUCAUGAAAGUGGCUGUAUCCGCCUGUGGAGUAUUCAGGGAAACUUAAUGAAAGAACUUUUGCCAUUUUCAGAACAUCCCUCAGGUCCUCUGACAGCACUGUGUACAGACACCUUCACUAAAAUUCUUGUGGCAGGCAGUAAAGAGGGAUAUGUUAUUCGCUGGAAUAUUGCCUCAUUCUUAGAAGAUUCACAAAAUAGAAAAAAAGAAGUAAAGGAGGAGGUCUGCUGGAGGGCACAUGCUACUGAAGUGGUUGACUUAUUUUUUGAAGAGGAGAAAAAUGUGGUAGUGACAGCAUCCAUUGAUGGUUCAGUCAGGCUUUGGCAUGCCAUGACUGGAUACUAUUUUGGUUACUUUGGACAAGCGAGGAAGUUUGAAUUAACAGAUACCAGUCGGCUGAUUUUGCCUCCUGAUGUUAAUGAUGUUCCUGCUAUAAUUAAAGGGGAGAGCAAACAUUUGGAAAAGAAGAAAGUUGAAUAUCCUCUCAUGCUGGACAGAGACAAGUGGAAGUCACUGACCAGAUCAGCUUUAAAAAAGGCUGGACAAGGGGAUGAAACUCACAGCUUUAAGUUUUUCAAAGCUCUGGCUCCUGAAAAGGGUCACCCUUUGGAAACCUUUGAAUUCGCAAGCAGAGAGGCUGGUGCAAUAUUUGGGUUUCUUCCUAUAUAUGAGCUUGAUAAUCCAGUUGAAGUGAGGAUGCCGAAAAGUCUUCAAAGGGUCAAAGCUGAGAAGUCCAGUCCCAGGGGACGGGAAGUGGAUAUAGAUUCCAUUGAAGACUUGAGUCAAGACAAUAAAAUGUAGUUACUAUCUUCAUUAAAGUGGAUUAGCAGAUCUCUUUUAUUAAUUUUUCUGGGCUUUUUUUUUCAAUUAUAUUUAAAUUCAUUUCAUUAUUAAGCAGAAUGUACAGAAAACAAAUCUUUACUUCUCUUCCAAUCCUUCAUGCAGAGAAUAAACUCUAACAAAGUCAGUGUAUGAUUAAACUAGAUAUAGAAAAGCCCAUCUGACGUAAUGUACAUUUGCUGACAGUUACUCUUUAUGUCAAAACCACUAGUUUCCUCUCUGCUUCAAUUUUUCCAGUUUGAACUUCUGUAUAUUGAAUAUUACACUGCUUUUUUUCCUGCCAGAUUAAUGAUAUACUCUACAAAGAGUUAAUAUGCCCUGCGGUUUCUGCCUGUUAGCGCCUUGCUUAUGCUUUCAAAGAGCAUGUUCAUCCUCUAAGCCAGAAAAGUGCCUGCUGAGCUUACAUUCAAUUAAUUAUCCAUCAUGAUUCCACAAAUCCUUUCUGGCAUUUCAGUGUUCCAGGACAAUGUCACAACAUGACACAGAGCACAGACACAUUUUCAUCUUUUGGCUGUAUGUACAAAUGAUGCCAAGUGUCUCACCUUAGUGAGUAGUUAAGAUAAUACAUAUAACUACUGACAUGAUUACAUGCUAUUUUGGGGAAAAUAGCAGGUUUUCUAUACUACUGGUAUUGAAUGGUGUUUAAUCUGCUGGCCUUCUUGGACAGACAUUCUGCUCAUGAACUGAAUAUACAGUGACUUGCAAUGAUUUACCUUCCUUCAGCUUGUUAUAGGGUAUGACGGAUUUAGGGGUAACUGCAAAAUACCUUGCAGGAGUAUAUUUUAAAUUCUUAUGAUCAGCUGUACCAGGUCUGGCAGGGAUUAAUGUAAUUUUCUCCAUGGCAGCCUGUAUGGUGCUGUGUCCUGGAUUUGUGAAUAAAACAGUGUUGUUAACACGCCACUGUUUUGGCUACUGCUGAGCAAUGCCAGCACAACAAGGUGCUAUAUUCCCACACCCAGUGAGUAGGCUGGGAAGGGACACAGACAGGACAGCUGACCUGUACUGGCCAGAAAUUUUCCAUACCAUAUAAUACCCUCAUGGAAUGGAGCAGGGAACCAAGAUGUUCAUGAUUAUAGUGUUUGUUCUUUCCAAGUAACCAUUCAUUAUGUGAGCUGAGGUGCURCUUCCCAGAAGUGGCUAAACAAACAUCUGCCUGCUGGUGAUAAGUAAUGCUUGAAUUCCUUAGUUUGCUUUGCUUGCGCAUGCAUCUUGGCUUCACCUAUUAAACUGUCUUCAUUGUGGCCCAAGAAUUUUCUCACUUUUGCUCUUCCCAAUCUCUUUCCCAUCACACUGAAAGAAGAAGCAAGGAAGAAAUUGGGCAGGCACUUGGUGUCUUCCACCACCAUAUUAACCAACCUUAUGAUUGGUUAAAAAAAUCAGGCUUGUCUGACAAACCAAAUGGCACCAGAUAAAGAUUUGCCAUUUYCUAUUCGUGUUCACUUCAUUUGACCCAUGAUUUAACAGUUAGCAUAUGAAAGGUAACAUUUUUGCAAGUCUGAGUCCUAUAUCCCUUUGAAAACUACAUAAACUCUCUUUCACUUACCUGRAAAUUGCCUAAUCUUCAAAGAUUAUUAGAAAGCACAGUUCAGGUUCAGAGAGAUUCUUACCCAUUUAUUUUGRUGCUCCUAUGUGUUAUGUUUUAUCAUAUGAAAUGUAAUAUUUUCUCUUUGGUAUUGUCCCUACUAAUAGUCAUGCCUAAAUUAUUUUACUGUGGUUGCAAGAUGCAGAUAUCCCACUUCUCUUCAAUGUAUUAAGUGACUAUUCACUUCCUCAGAACUAUUUGCUCAAUAUUUUCUUUUUACCCAACCUUUAGCACUGCUAGGAUUUCACAGAUUCUUCAUUUUCAAAUGGUACCCUUUUCAGACUUACUUCCUUCUCCCUUCUGUUUUCUUUACUAAUUUCCUGUGUUUUCCAAGUGCUGAUUUGUAGUCAUGGCUAUUUGUGACACUAUAUUCUCCACUGUGUAGAAAAUAUCCAUAAUGUAGUACUGUUCCCAGUAAAAAGCAUUUAAUCCUAUGGUGAAUGAAAUCUAUGGACAAGCUCUCAGGAGGGAAUCGUGCUUGCAAGGAGAACUGUCAAAAAUGUGUGAUAUCUCUGUGCUGUCUCUAUCAGCCUCCCAUCCAGUCACUACCUUACUGUUAUGCUAUUUAAAGUGUAACAAAAUUACAGUGCUAUAAGUGCUAUCAGAUCUUUUUUUUUUCCAAUUCAUUAAAUUAAAAAAAAAACUGAAGUAGAUCAAACUGCAUGUUAUUGCUCAGCAUUACUGCUUACUUCCAAAUCCUAGGGCUUUAUAAGCACCAAAUUGAAAGUGGUCCUGGCCCCAAACAUUUUACACAAUGAUAUAACCCAACUGUCUUUCUUAAGUGUCAAAAGAAAAGCAGAGACAUUUAAUUUCUUUGAA